AUGCUAAAUACAAAUUCAAAUUAAUUUGUUCAUUCCAAAUUAAUAUACGCAUGUGCCAUAUCUCCUAAAAGUACUAUAGAUAAUUAGAGAAUUAUUUUGGGGACUAUUGGCUCAGGAGGAUAAUAAAUUAUAUGUAACCAAUCAAUUCAUCUAUUUUAUAGAAUUGCAAUCUGCUCAAGAAGGCUAUAAAAUUAAAACCUAUCAUUUGCAUAAUGCAUUCAGUGCUAAAUUAUUAUUUCUCAAUCAAAAUGAAGGAAGCGAAAGAUUUGUAUCUGCCGGUGAAAAACUUUAAAUAUUUAAAUCAGAAGACUAAAAAAUCAGUCAUAUUUGUGACUUAAUGCCUUUAAGCAAGGAGUAUGUCGGUCCUACAUUCGCCUUAGAUUUUCAUUACGAAUAGCAAAAUAGAUUAAGUAUAGAUUUUAUCAUAUCUCACUUUUAGUCUCUGGUUCUCUGGACCCUACAAUAAGAAUUUGGGAUCUUGAAAAGAGAAAGUGCCAAUAUCAGUUUAUUGCUUAUGACAUAUCCAAAGAGCCGGAUUAAUACACUCUAGAUUUGAAUAUAGGUCGUGAUACAAACAUCUUAGCAUUCCUGAAUAAUUAUAACCAAAUUGGAAUCUACGAUAUCAGAACUAAAAUGGGUCUGCACAAAAUCAAAGGCAAAUUGUAGUAUAAUCAAGUGAUCUGGAAUAAAAAAUAAGAUAAUAAUUUGAUUGCCAUAGAUUAUGAGGCAGGUCUUAUUGAUUUUUAUGAUACAAGAGAUUUUAAAAAUAAAUAUAAAAGAAUCAGAACUGAUCAUAGAUAAAUUGUCAAAGCUGAAUGGUUUUAGGAUAGAAAGUAUUUAAGCAUUUUAAUAAUUAGUUCUUUGAUUACUGCAGGAUUGGAUAGAUAAAUUAUUCUUUACGAGGGUGACAAAUAUCUGGAACCUUGCUUUGGAUUAACUAAAAAUUAUGAUAUAGACAAUUUCUGUUGUCAAAACAAUCUAUUUGGAGUUGUCUCUGAAUAUUCUUUCGAAGUUUUUAGUUUUGAAACCUAAUGA
Messenger RNA from Paramecium octaurelia, 1035 nucleotides. The record is from the annotation of a GenBank genome assembly. Lineage: Eukaryota; Ciliophora; Oligohymenophorea; Peniculida; Parameciidae.